Molecule: messenger RNA, 999 nt
Organism: Cucurbita pepo subsp. pepo (vegetable marrow)
Lineage: Eukaryota; Viridiplantae; Streptophyta; Magnoliopsida; Cucurbitales; Cucurbitaceae
Source: the annotation of a RefSeq genome assembly
AUGAGACAAAGCCAAGAGGGGAGAGCACUUAGACAAUUCACUUUGAGUACAGGGAAGUCUGCUGGUAGGAAUUCCUCAGGGCGUAUUACGGUUUUUCACCGAGGGGGUGGAUCGAAGCGAUUGCAGCGAAGAAUUGAUCUGAAACGAAGCACUUCGUCUAUGGGCAUUGUAGAAAGAAUAGAAUAUGACCCUAAUCGUUCUUCUCGGAUCGCUCCAGUACGAUGGAUCGAGGGGGUCCGCCAGAGGAAAUGCAAGACGAUAGAGGAGUUCGCUCCGCCGCGUAAGAUCCUCGAACCUACCACGACCACCAUCCGCGGCCUAUUUUCGUUCUCUUCCACGCCCGGGAAGGUGGAUCAAAGAAAGGUAGCUUGCUUCUCUCCUGGACAGAUGGCGGCUUAUGUAGUGGUCGGCCUUCCUACCAGGAUUCCUCCUUGCUCGAAGAGCCCCUUUACUAGUAAGGGCGCAGGAAGCAAAAAAACUUGUGCUAAGGACGUUUUCUUCUCUGCCUUCUCCUCUCAAAAAACCAAGGGAGAGACUGCAUCCCUUUCCUUCGGUAGCUCUUUAGGUUUCCCAAGGAUAGCGGUAGCUGGGGCAAAGCCGGCUUUCUUCGCUCCGCGAAUGAGAGAGAAAGUCAGAGGAAAAAACACGUUCUCUCUUUGCGAGGUCCGAAAGUGGAGAACACAUAGCAUUCUCUGGGCACACAGGAUGAAACGUAAAGCAGCGCUUGAUUGGCAGAGUUUUAGGCGGCAAGAGACUGACGGGCUUGUUGGAGGUGCUGAGCAUAACGAAUCGAAACCAGAGACGGAUCCAGCUAGCUUGCCUGCCAAGCCGAUAGGCGAAGGGCCGAAGGAUGGAGCGUGCAAAGUCAAUCGUGCACCUGUCACUUAUUUAAUAGCCAGUCAUCAAUUGGAAGCGGGCAAGAUGGUGAUGAAUUACGAUUGGUCCAAACCUUCGACCAGCGACUUAUUGCGACCCGCCCAGAAUGGCCAUACAUCCUAA